Messenger RNA from Piliocolobus tephrosceles (Ugandan red Colobus), 6329 nucleotides. RefSeq names its product sulfatase 2 (gene SULF2). The transcript is spliced from 18 exons. The record is from RefSeq and is a predicted model, not a curated record. Gene Ontology annotation, cellular component: endoplasmic reticulum; plasma membrane; cell surface. NCBI's taxonomy places the organism in Eukaryota, Metazoa, Chordata, Mammalia, Primates, Cercopithecidae. Gene Ontology annotation, molecular function: N-acetylglucosamine-6-sulfatase activity; glycosaminoglycan binding. Gene Ontology annotation, biological process: positive regulation of vascular endothelial growth factor production; positive regulation of Wnt signaling pathway; glomerular basement membrane development. Bases 211 to 2196 code for a protein of 661 amino acids.
UUCUUCGGGAAGUAUCUUAAUGAAUACAAUGGCUCCUACGUGCCGCCCGGCUGGAAGGAGUGGGUCGGACUUCUUAAAAACUCCCGCUUUUAUAACUACACACUGUGUCGGAACGGGGUGAAAGAGAAGCAUGGCUCCGACUACUCCAAGGAUUACCUCACAGACCUCAUCACCAACGACAGCGUGAGCUUCUUCCGCACAUCCAAGAAGAUGUACCCGCACAGGCCAGUCCUCAUGGUCAUCAGCCAUGCAGCCCCCCAUGGUCCUGAGGAUUCAGCCCCACAAUAUUCACGCCUCUUCCCCAAUGCAUCUCAGCACAUCACGCCGAGCUACAACUACGCGCCCAACCCGGACAAACACUGGAUCAUGCGCUACACGGGGCCCAUGAAGCCCAUCCACAUGGAAUUCACCAACAUACUCCAGCGGAAGCGCUUGCAGACCCUCAUGUCGGUGGACGACUCCAUGGAGACGAUUUACAACAUGCUGGUUGAGACAGGCGAGCUGGACAACACGUACCUCGUGUACACCGCCGACCACGGCUACCACAUCGGCCAGUUCGGCCUGGUCAAAGGGAAAUCCAUGCCGUAUGAGUUUGACAUCAGGGUCCCGUUCUACGUGAGGGGCCCCAACGUGGAAGCUGGCUCUCUGAAUCCCCACAUCGUCCUCAACAUUGACCUGGCCCCCACCAUCCUGGACAUUGCAGGCCUGGACAUACCCGCGGAUAUGGACGGGAAAUCCAUCCUCAAGCUACUGGACACGGAGCGGCCGGUGAAUCGGUUUCACUUGAAAAAGAAGAUGAGGGUCUGGCGGGACUCUUUCCUGGUGGAGAGAGGCAAACUGCUACACAAGAGAGACAAUGGCAAGGUGGAUGCCCAGGAGGAGAACUUUCUGCCCAAGUACCAGCGUGUGAAGGACCUGUGUCAGCGCGCUGAGUACCAGACGGCGUGUGAACAGCUGGGACAGCAGUGGCAGUGUGUGGAGGACGCCACGGGGAAGCUGACGCUGCACAAGUGCAAGGGCCCCAUGCAGCUGGCUGGCGGCAGAGCCCUCUCCAACCUCGUGCCCAAGUACUACGGGCAGGACAGCGGGGCCUGCACCUGUGACGGCGGGGACUACAAGCUCAGCCUGGCCGGACGCCGGAAAAAGCUCUUCAAGAAGAAGUACAAGGCCAGCUACGCCCGCAAUCGCUCCAUCCGCUCAGUGGCCAUCGAGGUGGACGGCAGGGUGUACCACGUAGGCCUGGGUGAUGCCGCCCAGGCCCGAAACCUCACCAAGCGGCACUGGCCAGGGGCCCCUGAGGACCAAGAUGACAAGGAUGGUGGGGACUUCAGUGGCACUGGAGGCCUUCCCGACUACUCAGCUGCCAACCCCAUUAAAGUGACACAUCGGUGCUACAUCCUAGAGAACGAUACAGUACAGUGUGACCUGGACCUGUACAAGUCCCUGCAGGCCUGGAAGGACCACAAGCUGCACAUCGACCACGAGAUUGAAACCCUGCAGAACAAAAUUAAGAACCUGAGGGAAGUCCGAGGUCACCUGAAGAAAAAGCGGCCAGAAGAAUGUGACUGUCACAAAAUCAGCUACCACACCCAGCACAAAGGCCGCCUCAAGCACAAAGGCUCCAGUCUGCAUCCUUUCAGGAAGGGUCUGCAAGAGAAGGACAAGGUGUGGCUGUUGCGGGAGCAGAAGCGCAAGAAGAAACUCCGCAAGCUGCUCAAGCGCCUGCAGAACAACGACACGUGCAGCAUGCCAGGCCUCACGUGCUUCACCCACGACAACCAGCACUGGCAGACGGCGCCUUUCUGGACACUGGGGCCUUUCUGUGCCUGCACCAGCGCCAACAAUAACACGUACUGGUGCAUGAGGACCAUCAACGAGACUCACAAUUUCCUCUUCUGUGAAUUUGCAACUGGCUUCCUAGAGUACUUUGAUCUCAACACAGACCCCUACCAGCUGAUGAACGCAGUGAACACGCUGGACAGGGAUGUCCUCAACCAGCUACAUGUACAGCUCAUGGAGCUGAGGAGCUGCAAGGGUUACAAGCAGUGUAACCCCCGGACUCGAAACAUGGACCUGGGACUUAAAGAUGGAGGAAGCUAUGAGCAAUACAGGCAGUUUCAGCGUCGAAAGUGGCCAGAAAUGAAGAGACCUUCUUCCAAAUCACUGGGACAACUGUGGGAAGGCUGGGAAGGUUAAGAAACAACAGAGGUGGACCUUCAAAAACAUACAGAGGCAUCACCUGACUGCACAGGCAACAAAAAACCAUGUGGGUGACUUCCAGCAGACCUAUGCUACUGGCCAGGAGGCCUGAGAAAGCAAGCACUCACUCUCAGUCAACAUGGCAGAUUCUGGAGGAUAACCAGCAGGAGCAGAGAGAACUUCAAGAAGUCCAUUUUUGCCCUUGCUUUUGCUUUGGAUUAUACCUCACCAGCUGCACAAAAUGCAUUUUUUUCGUAUCAAAAAGUCACCACUAACCCUCCCCAGAAGCUCACAAAGGAAAACGAAGAGAGUGAGAUUUCCUUUCAGAUUUCCUUGGAAAUUUCCCCCAAGGGUGAAAGUCAUUGGAAUUUUUAAAUCAUAGGGGAAAAGCAGUCCUGUUCUAAAGCCUCUUAUUCUUUCGGUUUGGUUUGUCACAAAGAAGGAACUAAAGCAGGACAGAGGCAACGUGGAGACGCUGAAAACAGUGCAGAGAGUUUGACAAUGAGUCAGUAGCACAAAAGAGAUGACAUUUACCUAGCACUAUAAACCCUGGUUGCCUCUGAAGAAACUGUCUUCGCUGUAUAUAUGUGACUAUUUACAUGUAACCAACAUGGGAACUUUUAGGGGAACCUAAUAAGAAAUCCCAAUUUUCAGGAGUGGUGGUGUCAAUAAACGCUCUGUGGCCAGUGUAAAAGAAAAUCCCUCGCAGUUGUGGACAUCUCUGUUCCUGUCCAGAUACCGUUUCUCCUAGUAUUUCUUUGUUAUGUCCCAGAACUGAUGUUUUUUUUUUUUAAGGUACUGAAAAGAAGUUGAUGUAUGUCCCAAGUUUUGAUGAACCUGUAUUUGUAAAAACAUUGUGUAGUAUAAGUAUUGUCAUAGAGUGUUUAAAACCCCAGCCAACGACCCGCAGUUGGGAUGAAGAAACCUUGGACAUUCUGUAAAAGGCCAUUUCUUGGGAGUUUUUUGGUGUGUCUGUUUUUUUACAGUAUUCAAGAUACUACCAGUCAACAUCUUUUUGGAAGAAAAUGCCUUUGGGUUUAGAAGAUUUUCUUAAAAGGGGAGUAAAUGGUUGUAGAUUGACUAAAGUCUACCAUACUUCAAGGGACUACAGGUAAGUCUCAUAGUAUACCAGCUUUGCUACUUCAUUUUUUAAAAGUAUUAGUCAAUUGCAAAGAAAUUCACCUUGGCCAACCCUUCUUUGUAUAUCAGGUAAUCUAACCUGAUACAAGUAGUUGACAGAUUUCAGCUAUCACCAAUCCAACCCAUUUCUCAUUUAACAGAUGACAGAGAUAAUCCCUAAAGCACCCACAUUUGUUUCAAUGCCCCCAACAGGCCAAGGCGCCCUAGCAACUCCCUAGUGGCAUUUUUUAACUUCAGAAACUGUUACCAUUAUUUGAAAUAGACUUCCUUAAUCUUCUUUGCCCUUAAUCCAACAGGGAUUAAAAAACAAAACAAAACUCUUCAGGCUCCAAUUUUAAAUAGAAACCUUUAUUUACAAUGACAUCCAAAAUGGUCAGCAAAGCAGUCACAGCUCACCAUCCCCCAUAAGUCAUUUCAUGUGGUUUCGAUUCUUUGCAGGAUAAAGAAUAAUUUCUAUUUUUUUUUUUUAAGCAACACAAUGUAAACUUGAUUGAAACUGAAUUCAUUCUCAAGAGUAAGUCAAUUCCUGAGAAUUUAAAUAUUGCUCUCAUAUUUCAUUCUUUAAAAUUCCAUAUAUUAGAAAGGAAGAGAGAAAACACCUGCUCGGUUAUUAACAGUGUGCCCUUGGAGUUGAAAACAAUUCUUGUUCCUCUGAUUAAAUCAAUCCUUGAGGUUUUGCUCCUAUGAACCUAAUUGUGAACAAAACUCACAGCUUCUGCAAAUAAAAACAGGCAUACAUGUAACUGGCAAUCCAUUCUGUUUACUUUCAGCUGCACCUACCUCUGGAUCAAAGAACUUCUAGGACAUCAAGCCAAUUAUCUUCUGUAAUACCCUACCCCUAAUAUAGAUACCCCCAACUCACCUCAGAUAUUAAAUACUGAUAACUAAGUAGCACUGUUAUUGAUAUUUACACCUUUCAAUCCAGAUGCAGUUUAGAAAAGUGGCAUCAUAAUAUGAACAUUAACAAUGUAACUUACAUUUAUUUUUUAAAGGAAGAAACAUGUAUCUCCUUUAUAUCAUUCUAAUCUUUAUAAAAUAUAUAUAUUUUAUUUAUAUAUCUUUGGAUUCAGCAAAAAAAAAAAAAAAAAAAGUAGGUACUGGAAAUAUCCCACAUUCUAAAAGCAGAUGAAAAGAUUAUACUGUUCACCCAACAGAUACCAAGGUUUGAAAAAAUGGGGGGUGCUGGGGUGUGAGGAGAGGUAGACAGCAGGAGUAUAAAGAAUUAUCUAAAAAAGAUAAAGGGCAAUACAGGUAAAAACAAAUUAUCUCAAAGACUGCACCUAUUAAAAGAAAAUCAAAAUCUUGAGUUUGCACCAAAUGAACAAGUAGAAAAUAUAAAAACUUAUAAUAAACUUCAUUUUUCUACCAUAUAAAAAAGGGAGUGCUGCCUUCCAGUUAGCCUGCAGCCAGGUCUGAGGAAAGGAUUGCAAAAAAAUUUAUUAUUUCUUUAAAUAAUUUUUAAAGUCAAGAAAGGUAAGAGCACCAUUCUGUUUCUCCCCACACACAUCACUUAAAGAAGGUUCAGACACAAUUGAGCUGAAAAACACAGAGACAGACUGACUUGGUUGUACCUCUGUCUCCAAACAGGAGAGUAUACUAUCUGAAAAGCACAGGCCACUACAAUGGAAGUUUUCAGAUUUACAACCUUAAGAUAUAUUUUAAAGUUGGUGGGGGGAAGAGGGCAAACUCAUAAUUGUCUAUAUUGCUUUGAAAAUAAGAUCUACUGUAGUGGUGGAUCUGGAAAUAAUCAGGAUUCACUUGUAAGCAUAUCAAAGAUAUUAAAUGAUCUUACCUUCAGAGACAUCUAGAAAGACUAAAUGUGUGAAAUUCUUAAAAUUAACUGGCUCUCAGUUAUUGCUAGAAAAUGACACCAAGGCUAGCAGAGACCUCUGAAAUACACAGACAUUCAGAAACCCAAUUCCUUCAACUAUCUGAACCAAAUGAAGUAACCCAGAUAAAGGGAAUUAAACUUCACGUUUCCCUUCCUCCCAGCUGACUGAAACAGGUGUCAAAGAGAGGCAACAGCAGAAAGUGGCAGGGGGCAGAAGAGGGAGGGGUUUCAAAGGUGCUCAGUUAGACUGCGGCUCUGAAUCACAGUCAAACUGGCUGUGCUGGGUACUGAGUUCCUUAAGAAGUAACAGUGACACUACUCUAUCCACAGGGACAUAAUGAAAGCAUCACAUUAGUAUAAUGAGGGGACAGCUGAGGAGACACCAGAAACCACACCAAGGAUUCUACUCAAGAUCUCAAUGUGGGAUUCGGGUCUUAGCAACCAAAAUCUGAAAACGCUCCUAAAGGGGAUGAAAAGGUAACAUAAUUGAACAUACACACACACACACACACACACACACACACACACACACACAAAACCCAUGAAUUGCUAUUACUUCGAACUGCUUAAAAUCCAAAAGAUUCUCUUCAAUCAAAUUGCUCAAUUUUUUUAAAUUCCUGAUUUUUUUUUUUUAAGUUUACUUCCCCAUAGCUAUUCUUUCCCCCCACAUUAACAAAGUGCUUAGUUCUGGUAGAGGAAUUUUUAAAAAAUUAAAAUGCCUACAUCUAAACAAGUAAUCUCUUUAAAAAGCAUUUAGAUUAAGAGAUUGAAGAGUGAGGCAUCUAAGGCUGGGGGGUGGGGAAGGAAAAGCUGUGGAGCACUACCCCCCUGCAGGCCACGGAAGUCAAGAGAUGUCUUUUCCACUGGUAGCCUCUCCACACACAGCUUACUGAAAUCAACAAUGUUAAAUAUUUAGCUUCACAAACUCUGUAAAAAUGAGUUGUUGUGACCUACAAAAAAAAGUAUAUACAUAUUUUACAUAAUACAAUAUCUUAAAGGUCGUAUUUACAAAAAAGUCUAUUCACAGAAACACUGCGAGAUUCUGAUUCAGAAUGCAGUACCUGGCCUUGGGUUUUCAGAAGUUUAUUUUCAAAAAGCAUUAUUGCUCUACCAUAAAGGCAAAGGGUGACACCAGUACUUUAAAAAAAAAAAAAAAAAA